Molecule: messenger RNA, 1434 nt
Organism: Lasiosphaeria miniovina
Lineage: Eukaryota; Fungi; Ascomycota; Sordariomycetes; Sordariales; Lasiosphaeriaceae
Product: voltage-dependent anion channel-domain-containing protein
Exons: 2
Coding region: 1-1434 (477 amino acids)
Biological process (GO): malate transmembrane transport
Cellular component (GO): membrane
Molecular function (GO): malate transmembrane transporter activity
Source: RefSeq, a predicted model, not a curated record
AUGGCGACCGGCGUAAGGGAUCACCAACUCGAGAUUGAUCUAGAACAACAGCGCAACCGCGAUGCAGCGGCCGACAAGGCGCCGGAGACAGCCCCGGCCGCCGUCGACCCCCACAACGCGCCCUGGCCCCGAAGAGACUCGGUGGCAACUUGCGCCCCGGCAGCGGCCGAGCUGGAGCCGCGUCUCGUCCUCGAGAAGGUGCCGACGUAUAUGCAGCCCAGCCUGCCAUGGCGCGAGAGGCUCAUGCACUUCACCUUUGCAUGGUACACGUUAACCAUGUCGACAAGCGGCAUUGCCCUGAUCCUGGCCAUAACCCCGCACCGCUUCCCGGGGCUGUCAUACAUUGGCCUCGUCAUCUUCAUCCUAGACCUCGUCUUCUUCGCCAUCAUCUCCGUCGCCCUGGUGCUGCGCUUUGUGCUGUACAAGCGCACCGUGCGGCGCGUCUUCACGCACCCGACCGAGGCGCUCUUCAUCCCGACCCUGUUCCUGUCUGCCGCGGCCAUCCUCACCAACAUCAAGCAGUACACGGCGCUGUUCCUGCCGGCCGACGCCGGGCCGGCGUCCCCGGGCCUGUCCGGCUUCCUGCGCGUCACCUUCUGGAUCUACCUCGCCGUGACCUUCGCCUUCUCCAUCAUCCAGUACCACCUGCUGUUCACCGUCAAGGCCGAGCGCCGCCUGACGCUCGGCGCCAUGACGCCCGCCUGGAUCCUGCCUAUCUUCCCCGUCAUGCUGACCGGCACGCUGGCCGGGUCCUUCUCCGACACGCAGCCCGCCGACCAGGCCCUCGCCAUCGACUGCGCCGGCCUCGCCGCCCAAGGCCUCGGCAUUUUGGUGUCCGUCUUCUUCUUCGCUACCUACCUCCACCGCCUCAUGGCCUACGGGCUCCCCGUCCAACGCCCCGGCAUGUUCAUCGCCGUCGGCCCGCCGAGCUUCACCUGCGCCGCCCUCGUCGCCAUGGCCGCCGACGUGCCGCGCAUCUUCGCCGCGCUGUACCCGUCGCCGUCGUUGUCGCCGCCGUCGUACUCGGCGGCAGCGGCAGCACCCACCACCGCCGUCAUCGCGUCGGCGCUGGCCGGGCUCGGCGACACGGACACGCUGGCCGCGGGGAUCCAGCUGCUGGCGCUCAGCGCGGCCGUGUUCCUGUGGGGGCUGAGCUUCUGGUUCUUCGCGUCGGCGUCGGCGGCCGUGGCCGCCGCCGGCAUGCCCGACGCGCGCUUCCACCUCAGCUGGUGGAGCUUCGUGUUCCCCAACGUCGGGUUCUGCAUCGCUACCGUCCGCAUCGGCGCCGCGCUGCACUCGGACGGUGUCCUCUGGCUUGCCUCUGUCAUGACCGCGCUGCUGUUCCUCGCGUGGCUGGUUAUCGGCUAUCGCUGCGUCAGGGCCGUGUACCGCCGCGAGAUCGUCUGGCCGGGGCAUGAUGAGGACUCGGAUUGA